GUACGCGGUUUGCCGCUUCCGCAUGCGGUGCAGCGACAGCACCUGGCGCUGGGUGAAGAUCUUGGGCGCGGCAGGGUGGCUUCUGGCUGCUGCACCGCUCUACAUCUUCAUCAUCCAGCAGAUUUACCAGCAGCUGGGCCAAGACAGCGAUAAUGGGCGAUACUUGGGGCCCAAAGCGCUGUGCUUGGACUGUUGCAUGAAGAUCUUCUUCUUCAUGACCGUUUGGCAGGCCACGAUGGAUCUCUUAGUGUUGGCGCAGCAUGGCAGUAACCAGGCGGCACGUAGUGCCCUGAUGCUAGGACCUGAGAAAUACGAAGACUUGUACUACUUCUUCACCAAUCAUGAAAGAGAAGAUGACUUCUUCCCGUGUCUGGUGGGUGGAGGCCGGCUCCAUUCGAAGGAAUUGGUUGAAGUGGUGAGGAAGGAUCGCGUGAUGCGGGUGUUGAAACUCAUUGGAUUGCUGGGUCGUGUGGCCGUGACCACCGGAGGCAUGGUCUUGAACCUGCGCGCCUUGCCGGAACGCCACCCCACCAAGCCGCUGAACCAGGCGCGAUACUACGUGGUAUACCUGGAGCUCAUCGUUCUGGGGUGGUACUGGACCAUGCUCCUUUACAGGCUGCUCCAGUGGAUAGUGGAUACCAAACUUUCCUACAUGGGCGCCGUGCUGGCGGAUGCUGCCAGGGACAUUGCCUCGUGGUCCUCCAUGCAGUUGCUUCGCAAUUUGUCGAUGUCUCGUUUGGCGCAGCGAACCGAGCGCGUCAUGAAGGAAUGCAAGUACUUUUUCGCUCCCAGCAUGCAAUACAUCAUGGGUCUCAUUGAAGCAGUUGGCUACAUCACCUCAGGUCUCUUUGGCGUUGCCGUGCUGGCCGUGAAGGCCACCCAGAUCGACUUUGUGAGCGUUCACAUGAUGUCCGCCUACAGCAUUGGUGAAUGGCUCCGACUGGUGAGCUUUACCAUGUCUAUGGUGAACAUCUUCGACAUUGACACGGAAAAUCGAAGAGCUGUGCAGGAGUUCUUAACCAGCGACUAUGAGCAGGUGGUCACCGGGAUGCAGUGGCCUCCAGCGAUUUUUGUUGCCUGGGAACGGACCUUGGCAUCGCUGGUGGCAGCAAAGGAGGGCUUUUGGACCAGCUUCUUGUUGAUGGCUACCAUCAGUGGCAAGGAUUACAAGAGAUUUCUGAUCGAAGAAGAUCCUGAAGAAUGCCCAGUUCUGCUGAAAGAGCUUUUGACGAACCAUCCCUUGUCUUCGGAACGAAGCGCAGCUGCACUGAAGAAGGGAAUGAAACCGGAAGAAAUUGAGAGGAUCAAGAGUUGGCUCGUGGAAGAAGGCGGACCCAAGAGAUAUUUCAAUUCUCUGGGUGCCUAUACGAAGUUGAGCGCAUGACGGUCAGAGGAUUCUGAUCCUGAUGGUUGGAAACCAC
This is a messenger RNA of Cladocopium goreaui, 1421 nucleotides long. NCBI's taxonomy places the organism in Eukaryota, Dinophyceae, Suessiales, Symbiodiniaceae. The record is from the annotation of a GenBank genome assembly.